This is a messenger RNA of Crotalus tigris (Tiger rattlesnake), 3679 nucleotides long. It is a transcript of the gene CNTN4, whose product is annotated as contactin 4. The record is from RefSeq and is a predicted model, not a curated record. The transcript has 20 exons. The coding region runs from base 427 to 3183 and encodes 918 amino acids. NCBI's taxonomy places the organism in Eukaryota, Metazoa, Chordata, Lepidosauria, Squamata, Viperidae. Gene Ontology annotation, biological process: brain development; cell-cell adhesion. Gene Ontology annotation, molecular function: cell-cell adhesion mediator activity.
UUCACUCUGGAAUGUCAUGUUUGUCCAUUGUUGUUUUAAUUGUAUUAAUGAAUAAAAAUUAAAAAAAAAAAAGAAAAAAAAAAAAGAACUCAUCAAAACAUAUCUUUACAAAAUACUUUAAACCUGGUGAUCAAAUGAGGCAGAACACAAAACUGUUUACCACAGAAACCGAUAGAAAUAAACAAAGACUAUGCCUUCCAAAUUGAUCAGAGAGAGGACUGCGGAUUAGAGGAUACCUUUCUGGAAAGAUGACCUAUUCCCACAUUGCAUACAGAUAUAAUUCAGUGUAAACAAUAUUCUGCCCUUCUUAGUUUGAAACUGAUUGUAAUAACAUGUAAUCAUAUUUUUAUUUGUCUGUUCCUAACAGAUCUUGAAAAUUUCAAAACCAGGACGAGGAGUACAGUUUCAGUCCGACAAGGACAAGGAAUGGUGCUGCUUUGUGGACCACCACCACAUUCUGGAGAAUUGAUCUAUGCCUGGAUUUUCAAUGAAUAUCCAACUUUUGUGCACCAGGAUAAUCGCCGCUUUGUUUCUCAAGAAACUGGGAACUUAUACAUAGCUAAAGUAGAGAAAUCUGAUGUGGGAAAUUAUACGUGUGUCGUGACAAACUCUGUAACCAAUACCAGAGCGCAAGGGCCUCCAACGCCUUUAAUCCUGAGAAAUGAUGGAGUGAUGGGUGAAUAUGAGCCAAAAAUCGAAGUGCAGUUCCCAGAAACGGUGCCAUCUGCCAAAGGAACAACUGUGAGGCUGGAGUGUUUUGCACUGGGAAACCCAGUUCCUACAAUCAGCUGGAGAAGAACAGAUGGAAAGCAAAUCCCCAAAAAAGCUCGGAGACACAAAUCAAGCAGCAUUCUUGAAAUUCCCAACUUUCAGCAGGAAGAUGCUGGCAUGUAUGAAUGCCUAGCUGAAAAUGUGAGAGGAAGGAACGUGGCCAGGGGCCAACUUACAUUUUAUGCUCCUCCCAACUGGAUUCUGAAAAUAAGUGAUGUUCAGGUGGCUAUAGAAGAAAGUAUCUACUGGGAAUGUAAGGCAAAUGGCAGACCAAAGCCUUCUUAUAGCUGGCUGAAGGAUGGUGAACUUCUUCUCCCUCAGGAAAGACUUCAAAUAGAACAUGGAACACUUACCAUUCCCAGUGUGAAUCUCUCCGACACUGGGAUGUAUCAGUGUGUAGCAGAAAAUAGAUAUGGAAUCAUCUAUGUCAGUGCAGAAUUGAGCGUAAUUGCUGUGGGUCCAGAUUUCUCCAAAACCUUCUUAAAAAAAAUAACUUUUGUUAAAGUUGGUAGUGAUGCAACCAUUGAAUGUAAGCCUAAAGCUUCUCCAAGGCCAACUUUUACUUGGAAGAAAGGAAAAGAGAUCAUAAAGGAAAGUGAGAGACAUACUAUUUUGGAAGAUGGAACUCUAAAAAUAGUCAAUGUUACCAAAGCAGAUGCUGGGAGUUACACUUGUAUAGCAACAAAUCAUUUUGGCAUAGCCAGCAGCACUGGAAACCUGAUAGUGAAAGAUCCAACGCGAUUUGUAGUGGCACCUACUAGCAUGGAUGUCACUGCUGGUGAAAGUAUUCUUCUGCCUUGCCAAGUAUCUCAUGAUCAUCCACUAGACAUUGUUUUUACUUGGUCAUUUAAUGGGCGUCUGAUAGACUUUGAAAAUGAUGGAGAUCACUUUGAAAGAGUUGGAGGGCAGGAUUCAGCUGGUGAUUUGAUGAUCAGAAGCAUCCAGCUGAAUCAUGCUGGAAAAUACGUCUGCAUGGUGCAAACAAGCGUGGACAAACUAUCAGCUGCUGCAGACCUGAUUGUAAGAGAGAUUUCCCAUCUAUUUCCUGAGGAAUGGAAGACCUCCAGAAUGUGGGAUAUGGGGAAAAGGAAUGUAAAAAAACAAAAACAAGGUCCCCCAGGUCCUCCUGAAGCUGUGACAAUUGAUGAGAUAACAGACACUACAGCUCAGGUUUCUUGGAGACCAGGAGCAGAUAAUCGCAGUCCCAUUACAACAUACGUUAUUCAAGCAAGGACCCCGUUUUCUGUUGGAUGGCAAGGAGUAAAUACAGUGCCUGAUGUCAUUGAUGGAAAUACGUUUACAGCAACGGUGGUAGGCUUGAACCCAUGGGUUGAAUAUGAAUUCCGAAUAGUAGCUGCCAGCCUUAUUGGAAUUGGGGAGCCAAGCAAACCAUCAGAGAAACGAAGAACUGAAGAAGCUCUUCCUGAAGUCACACCAGCCAAUGUCAGUGGAGGUGGUGGUACUAAAUCUGAAUUAGUUAUAAUAUGGGAGACAGUGCCAGAAGAGUUACAGAAUGGAGGAGGCUUUGGCUAUGUUGUUGCCUUCCGCCCAGUUGGUACAAUAAGCUGGAUGCAGACAGUAGUGGUUUCACCAGAUGCCUCCAAAUACGUCUUUCGGAAUGAGAGUUUACCUCCAUUUUCUCCUUACGAAGUUAAAGUUGGAGUAUACAACAACAAAGGAGAAGGUCCUUUCAGCCCUGUCACGGUUGUUUAUUCAGCUGAUGAAGAACCCACCAGAGUUCCCACCAAUGUCUUUGCCAAAAGCCUUUCUGCUUCAGAUAUAGAAGUCUUUUGGUCUUUGCUGCCACAGAUCCAGCGCAAAGGAAGCAUACAGGGCUAUGAGGUUAGAUAUUGGAAACAUGGAGAUAAAGAAGAGCAGGCUGGAAGAAUGAAAACUAUGACCAAUCAGACUUUUGCAAAAAUCACCAACUUGAAGAGCGGUGCUUUAUACCACUUGGCUGUCAAAGCUUACAACACAGCAGGGAUGGGACCAUCCAGCGCUAUAGUCAAUGUGACAACCAAAAAGCCACCUCCAAGUCAGCCUCCUGGAAACAUUAUAUGGAAUUCAUCAGAUUCUAAGAUUAUACUGAACUGGGAUCAAGUUAAAGCACAGAAUAAUGAAUCUGAAGUGAAAGGAUACAAAGUGUUCUAUAGAUGGAAUAGACAAAACAGUAUGUCUAUUAUAGAGACAAACAAAACAUCUGUGGAGCUUUCAUUGCCCUUUGAUGAAGAUUAUAUCAUAGAAAUAAAGCCAAUCAGUGAUGGAGGGGAUGGCAACAGUAGUGAACAGAUUCGAAUUCCAAAGAUAACAAAUGCAUAUGCGAGAGGGUCAGGAGCUUCAACUUCAAAUGCUUGUACGUUGUCAGCCAUCAGCACAAUAAUGAUUUCCCUCACAGCGAGAUCAAGUUUAUGACAAAAAAUACUGAAAGGACUUCCUGUUUAUAAUAUAACUAAGCAACAUUUAGCUAGUUGUUUUGAAGCCACCCAGUACUAAGUAAUAUUGUUGUUCAAGUACAUCUUACUACUGGGGAAAAAAUGUUUUAUGCUUCUCUAGGAAUGGCAUUAUACAGUACUUCCUCAAAGCAAAUAUAUCUUUGUCUGAAGUUUCCUUGGAAACUCUGCAAUGCACUGAAAACAUCUGUAAUACGAUGUUACCAAAGCAGUUUACAUAUGUCCUUAUAUGCAUAUUUUUAUUAUAUAUUUAGUGUUUUAUAGACUUUUUUAAAGUUAAUAUAUGAUGUAGAUAUUGAUUUCUUUUCCCCUCUGCUAUGAAAUGCUAUUGAUGACAUUAUCAUUGCAUAAAUAUAUAGUUUGGAAUGUUUCAGGCCAGAUGGCCAUAAUUGUCAGUAACUGAUUUCAAAUUGAUUGUAUAGGUUGACAAGAAUGCACAAUGAAUUCUUUUACCUUCA